Molecule: messenger RNA, 722 nt
Organism: Belonocnema kinseyi
Lineage: Eukaryota; Metazoa; Arthropoda; Insecta; Hymenoptera; Cynipidae
Product: U3 small nucleolar ribonucleoprotein protein IMP3
Exons: 4
Coding region: 66-614 (182 amino acids)
Biological process (GO): rRNA processing
Cellular component (GO): small ribosomal subunit; Mpp10 complex; small-subunit processome
Molecular function (GO): snoRNA binding; rRNA binding; structural constituent of ribosome
Source: RefSeq, a predicted model, not a curated record
AGACGAACUUUUUUUUAGAAGAACGCAUGGCUUUUUUGUAAAUAAAAGGUUAAAGAUCUGAAAAAAUGGUUCGAAAAUUGAAAUAUCAUGAGCAAAAGUUGCUGAAAAAAGUUGAUUUUAUUUCAUGGAAAGCAGAUAAUAAUUUACACGAAGUAAAAAUCUUGAAGCGUUACCGGAUUCAGAAGAGAAGUGAUUACACAAAGUACAACCAAAUUUCACGUCAAAUUCGAGAAAUCGGUAAAAAGAUCAAGGAACUCGAUCAGGAAGACCCCUUUCGUGCAGAGCAAAGCGCUCUUUUGCUGGAAAAAUUGUACAUGAUGGGUCUAAUUCCCACAAAAUGGGACUUAUCUCUCUGUCAAAAGGUGAACGCAAGUUCCUUUUGUCGACGACGCCUGCCAGUCGUAAUGGUUCGAAGUAAGAUGUGUGAAAAUUUAAAAAUGGCAACUCAAUUGAUCGAGCAAGGUCACGUACGAGUUGGAGCCGAAGUAGUUAAAGAUCCAGCAUUUCUAGUAACUAGAAACUUGGAAGACUUUGUGACUUGGAUCGAUACCUCCGCUAUUAAGAAACAUAUAAUGGCGUAUAAUAAUGCGAGAGAUGACUUCGAUGCUAUGUAAAUGUAAGAAAUUUCAAUCAUUUUGUGCAAAGAAGGAAACUUUGUAUUCACUUUUUUUUAUUGUAUGAAAUAGGUUUUGUAAAUAAAUUUUGGAAUUUGACUGCUAAGU